Erigeron canadensis is the source of this 618-nucleotide messenger RNA. RefSeq names its product photosystem I reaction center subunit VI-1, chloroplastic-like. The transcript has 3 exons. Bases 74 to 499 code for a protein of 141 amino acids. Gene Ontology annotation, biological process: photosynthesis. Lineage: Eukaryota; Viridiplantae; Streptophyta; Magnoliopsida; Asterales; Asteraceae. Gene Ontology annotation, cellular component: photosystem I; photosystem I reaction center; chloroplast thylakoid membrane. The record is from RefSeq and is a predicted model, not a curated record.
CAUCAUUUCGAUUCACAAUCACAAACAGACUUUGUCAAAGCUUCCAUAAAAUUAUCAUUUUUUAGUUAAAGCAAUGGCAUCUCUUGCAACAUUCACACCCACCACCAUUAAGGGUCUUGGUGGCAGUUCUCUAGCUGGAACCAAGCUUAACCUCAAGCCUGCUCGAGCCAGCCUCAAGCCCACAUCAUUCAGAGCUGGUGCUGUGGUGGCUAAAUAUGGUGACAAAAGUGUCUACUUUGAUUUGGAAGACUUGGGCAACACUACUGGUGAAUGGGAUGUCUAUGGUUCAGAUGCUCCUUCUCCUUACAACCCACUUCAGAGCAAGUUUUUCGAGACAUUCGCUGCACCUUUUACCAAGAGAGGAUUGCUACUCAAGUUUUUGAUAUUGGGAGGUGGAUCAACCCUUGCUUACUUCAGCGCCACCGCUACAGGAGAUGUGUUGCCGAUUGUGAAGGGCCCACAACAGAAACCAAAGCUUGGUCCACGUGGCAAAAUCUAAUCUGAUCAACAACAAGAAACAAUUUAGUAUGUGUUAAAUGUAUCUUUGCCACACUUUGUAAGUAUGUUUGGUUCCUUUUUCAAGACUUAUAUUUCAAGCAUUGGUGCUACUUCUUACAA